AUGCGCCUCAUCCUCACUGGCGCAACCGGCCUCGUCGGCUCGGCUGCCCUCAACCAGAUCCUCUCCCUUCCCCGGGAACAGAUUUCUCACCUUUAUAUCCUCAGCCGCAGCCCCGUUCCGAUGGCAGAAAACCGACCCAAUAUAACCGUCAUCAAGCACGAGGAUUUUAGUGAUUACUCACCUGAGCUUUUGGAGAGGUUUAAAGGUGCAAAUGGGUGUAUUUGGGCUCAGGGAAUCUCUCAGUCCCAGGUUUCAAAGGAGGAAUAUGUGAAAAUCACCCUCGAUUACCCUCUCGCGGCAGCAGAGGCAUUCUCUACUUUGUCCGACUCAUUCAAUUUCGUCUACAUUUCUGGAGAGGGUGUACGUCGCCAUGCCCCAAUUGCUCCCUUCGGGUAUGAAAUACUAAUGAAAAAGGCGACCCAAUCUCCCUCCCCAUUCACCGCCCUCUUUGGCUCUGUCAAAGGCGAGUGCGAAUCCUCCCUUAUCUCCCUUGCCAAGAAAUACCCUAGUUUGAAAGCCUACUCGGUUCGUCCCGGGUACGUUGAUCCAGAGAACGACGCCCAGGUUCUGAAGCAUAUUAUGCAACGACCUGAUCAACAGACGCUGGCGAAGAGAGUGUUCCGGGGCGUGCUUGCGCCCUCGAUGAGGGCGUUCUUCGCGAAUUAUGUCUCUCCCACGGAGCAUCUGGGACGGUUCCUGACGGAUUUGGCGAGUGGCGAUGGGAGGCCGCUGGGUGGGAAGGGGGUGACUGGAGACGGUUGGAUUAUUUCGAACUCUGCGUUUCGGAGGAUGGUUGGGAUAUAA
Molecule: messenger RNA, 804 nt
Organism: Aspergillus udagawae
Lineage: Eukaryota; Fungi; Ascomycota; Eurotiomycetes; Eurotiales; Aspergillaceae
Exons: 2
Coding region: 1-804 (267 amino acids)
Source: RefSeq, a predicted model, not a curated record